AUGCCACCAACCCCAACUUCCCAAAAGAGACAUCGCUCCCCGCAUCUACAGGGGUGUCGUAUUCAAACCCACAUGAACACCCACGUACUUCAAAUAACCUUCUUUUAA
This is a messenger RNA of Sclerotinia sclerotiorum 1980 UF-70, 108 nucleotides long. RefSeq lists its product with no specific name. The record is from RefSeq and is a predicted model, not a curated record. The coding region runs from base 1 to 108 and encodes 35 amino acids. The transcript has a single exon. Lineage: Eukaryota; Fungi; Ascomycota; Leotiomycetes; Helotiales; Sclerotiniaceae.